AUGAAUGAUGGUCCUUACUCUAAAGGGAACAAGGACUCACAAGGGACAGACAAUUCCCUGCCCUCCAGGAGACAGAGUAUCCCAGAAGAUCUGCGGGGUGUGACGAUAGUAGAGCUGAUUAAGAAGGAAGGCAGCACCUUGGGCCUCACGAUCUCUGGAGGAACAGACAAGGAUGGAAAGCCCCGCGUCUCUAACCUACGACCAGGAGGACUGGCUGCCAGGUGAGAUCUCGCUUUUAAUCUUGGAGAAAUGUGGAACAGCUGCAAUCAUAUGCACUUGUCUCCUAUGAGACACGACAUAAUAGUUCAACUGCUAGAGUCAAUUGGGGAAAGAGUCGUCGCUGAGGUCUGUGAUUCCUUGCCUCCUCCAGCACCAGACAGCACAUCAGGUGUGAUUUCCAAGACAAUCGAGAUAUGUUUGCACAAAGAAGGGACCAGCUUCGGCUUCGUCAUGAGAGGGGGCUCACAUGAAGACUGGAACAAAUCACGCCCCCUAGUGGUGACAUACGUCCGGCCGGGAGGUCCUGCAGACAGAGAGGGCACUCUGAAGCCGGGCGACCGUCUGAUGAGUGUUGACGGGGUACCUCUCCACAGUGCCAGCCAUGGAGAUGCCCUCACCGUGCUCAACCAGUGUGGUCAGGAGGCCCUUUUCCAGAUCGAGUAUGACGUCUCUAUCAUGGAUACUGUGAUUAAUGCAUCUGGUCCCCUAUUGGUGGAGAUCGCCAAAUCACCGGGGGCAGCUCUGGGUAUCACCUUGACAACCGCCACCCACAGGAACAAACAGGUCAUCGUCAUCGACAGGAUCAAAGCAGCUAGUGUGGUGGACAGGAGUGGAGCCCUCCAUAUAGGAGACCACAUCCUGUCCAUCGAUGGGACCAGCACAGAGCACUGUUCAGUCCUAGAGGCCACACAGCUAUUAGCCAGCACCUCAGACCAGGCCAAGCUAGAGAUCCUCCCUGCCCACCACAGCAGACUGCCCAGCAAACCCCAGGACACUGCCCUAGUGUCGACCAACUUCUCCCCCGGUUCCACCACCACCACCACAUCAGGCCCUGGGUCGACCAGCCAGAUCUCCAGUACCCUGCCCCGUACAGCUGUCCCCAUGAGCCCACGCAACUCCAUGAUGAAGAGACGGCAGAGGAAAAAAGAGCAUAAGAGCUCAUCUGUGUCACUGGCAUCCAGUACAGUGGGUCCUGGUGGUCAGAUCGUCCACACAGAGAGCAGUGAGAUCACCCUAAGAGGAGACCCUCUAAACGGCUUUGGGGUCCAGCUACAGGGAGGCAUCUUCGCUACAGAGACCCUCUCUGCUCCCCCGCUCAUACGUUUCAUAGAGCCGGACAGCUCGGCCGAGAGGUGCGGCCUGCUGCAGGUUGGAGACAGACUCCUGUCCAUCAACGGAAUCCCCACGGAGGAUGGAACACUGGAGGAGGCCAAUCAGCUUCUCCGAGACGCCGCUCUGGCCAAUAAGGUCUCUCUUGAAAUAGAGUUUGACGUCGCAGAGUCUGUUGUGCCCAGUAGUGGAACGUUCCAUGUCAAACUGCCUAAGAAGAGAGGGGUGGAGCUGGGCAUCACCAUCAGUGGUAAGGCUUAUAAGAAGUCUGGAGAGCCUCUAAUCAUCUCCGACAUAAAGAAAGGCAGUAUGGCUCACAGGACUGGUACCCUAGAGCCAGGUGACAAGCUGCUGGCCAUAGACAACAUCAGACUGGAGAACUGUUCCAUGGAAGACGCCUGUCAGAUCCUACAACAGGCAGAAGACCUGGUCAAACUCAAGAUCCGCAAGGACGAGGACAACUCAGAUGAACAGGAGACGUCUGGUUCUAUCAUCUAUACGGUGGAGCUGAAGAGAUAUGGAGGCCCCCUGGGCAUAACCAUCUCAGGCACAGAGGAGCCAUUUGACCCGAUCGUUAUCUCUGGCCUCACCAAGAGGGGCCUGGCUGAGAGGACCGGAGCCAUCCAUGUGGGAGAUCGUAUCCUAGCUAUCAACAGCGUCAGUCUGAAGGGAAAGCCGCUCAGCGAGGCCAUUCACCUACUACAGAUGGCCGGGGAGACAGUCACACUCAAGAUAAAAAAACAGGUCGACGUAGGAGACGAGAAGAAGAAGGAUGGAGAGAUGGAGAAUGAUUUGAGUGACACAGAAGACAUAUCAGACAUGACAGACUCUCAGAAGACCAACAAGCUGUCAGAGAUCUACUCCACCACCAUACCCAGUGUGGACUCUGCCAUGGAGUCCUGGGAUGGAUCCGGCAUCGACGCCGGCUACGGAAGCCAAGGAACCUACAUCCACCAGGCAGCAGGCAUUGCCCUGCACCCCCAUGAGUGGAGGAGUGCCAAGCAAAGGAACAGCCCCCCACCCCCGGCCCGCCGUAGUAAGAACUACCCUUUUAGUGAUGGGGGAUUCAGUGAAGACGACUGGGACAAACCGUCAGGAUACACCAGCCAGCCUCAUAAUGACGGCAUCACGCUAGACCACGAGGACAGUUUCUGGUGUCAGGCCCUGGAAGACUUGGAGACCUGUGGACAGUCUGAGCUGCUCAGAGAGAUAGAGGCAUCCAUCAUGACGGGCAGUGCCAUCAGUAUUGGGGUGGAUGGUAACAGGUCCCAUGCCGUCUCCCACCCUGGGGACCCUGUCAGCCAGCCCCGCGUCAGCCCUCUACGGAGGAGCUCCCUCCUGCACCACGAUGCCAAGACCCACCUGCACCAGGAGGUCCACCUCCACCAGGAGGCCCAUCUGCCCCCAGAGGCCCAGCUCCUGCACCACGAGGCCAGGACUCAGCUGCAUCAUGAGGCCAAGGCCAAGAACACACUCCGGGUGUCUGAGAAGACCUGGGAGUCCCGCAGAAUCAAGGAGGAGAUGCAGGAGAUCCUGUCCCCGACCCCUCUUGAGCUACACAAGGUGACGGUGAUGAAGGAUCCAGAGAGCGAUGACUUCGGCUUCAGCGUAUCUGACGGGUUCCUAGAGAAAGGUGUUUACGUCAACAUGAUCCGUCCCGAGGGCCCGGCAGACCGUGCAGGCCUGAAACCAUAUGACAGGAUCCUACAGGUGAACCAUGUGCGUACCAGAGACUUUGACUGCUGCUUGGCUGUGCCCCUGAUCACCGAGGCUGGGGACAAGCUGGAGCUGGUGAUCAGCAGGAACCCUCUGGCCCAGCAACUGCACCAAGACUGUCUGGACCAGGACCAAGGCCUUCUCAUCUCUGCACUGCAGUCCAACAGUAGGGAACAAAACCACUAUACCACCACUACAACCCGAGCCAUGGACCUGUGAUUACAGACACGCAAUACAGACACACAGAACCACAGACUAGGACUAAGGACUACUGACUUCUGCACUGCAGUCCAACAGCUGAGACCACCAAUUACAACCCGAGCCAUGGGCCUGUGAUUACAGACACGCAGUACAGACUAACUAACCUGUAACUACAGACCUCUAACCACAGACAUGUAACUACAGACCGGUAACUACAGACCUAUAACUGCAGACCUGUAACCACAGACAUGUAACUAUAGACCUGUAACUACAGACCUGUAACUACAGACAUGUAACCACAGACAUGUAACUACAGACCUGUAACUACAGACAUGUAACCACAGACCUAUAACUACACACCUGUAACCACAGACCUGUAACCACAGACAUGUAACUACAGACCUGUAACUACAGGCCUGUAACCACAGACCGGUAACUACAGACAUGGAACUACAGACAUGUAACCAAAGACAUGUAACUACAGACAUGUAACUACAGACAUGUAACCACAGACCUAUAACUACACACCUGUAACCACAGACCUGUAACCACAGACAUGCAACCACAGACAUGUAACCACAGACAUGUAACCACAGACAUGUAACCACAGACAUGUAACUACAGACCUGUAACCCCAGACCUGUAACCACAGACCUGUAACCAAAGACCUGUAACUACAGACAUGUAACCAUAGAAAUGUAACCACAGACCUGUGACCACAGACCUGUAACUAUAGACCUAUAACUACAGACAUGUAACCACAGACCUGUAACCACAGACCUGUAACUAAGGACCUGUAACCACAGACCUGUAACUAGAGACACACAGAGACAGAACCACAGACCAGCAUCACAGACCUGUAAUUACAAACACACUGAACCACAGACCAGCAUCACAGACCUGUGACACUACUAUACAGAUAAAAAUUAAAGGUGCACAUACAAAGUUGACGUGUUUACUACGUACAUCGCUGGACCUGUGACCAGGUGUUCAACUGACACGGAACCACAGACACUACCCGUGGUGGCUGGACUUGUACCAACAGCUACACCGUACAGACUCACAGAACUCUGUCUUCAGCCCUAUCAAACACGGUAAAAAAAAAAAUGUGAAGAUGUUUUUACAGAUUCCUUUUUACCCCAAGUCUCGUGUUUCCUGUGUUGUCAUUAUGUCAACCCCUUAUAUAAAAAAAAAAAAUGUGAAGAUGUUUUUACAGAUUCCUUUUUACCCCAAGUCUCGUGUUUCCUGUGUUGUCAUUAUGUCAA
This is a messenger RNA of Salvelinus namaycush (lake trout), 4511 nucleotides long. RefSeq names its product glutamate receptor interacting protein 2b (gene grip2b). Gene Ontology annotation, molecular function: protein binding. Gene Ontology annotation, biological process: neurotransmitter receptor transport, endosome to postsynaptic membrane. The record is from RefSeq and is a predicted model, not a curated record. Lineage: Eukaryota; Metazoa; Chordata; Actinopteri; Salmoniformes; Salmonidae. The transcript has 27 exons.